Molecule: messenger RNA, 321 nt
Organism: Cylicostephanus goldi
Lineage: Eukaryota; Metazoa; Nematoda; Chromadorea; Rhabditida; Strongylidae
Source: the annotation of a GenBank genome assembly
AUGGAUGCACGGCUUGGAGUGCAUGCUCAUUCCCCUGCGGAGGAUGUGGUGUAUCUAGAAGAACGUAGUUGCAACGGUGUCCAACAAGCGGUAUACUGUAACAAGCAACCAUGUAACUUCAACUUCUGUUGCCAGCCAUUCUAUUACGUCAACCAAGGCUACUGCUUCUCUCCUUAUUACACCGAUACCGUUAUUGAUGAGGAAGAAAGGCUGAAACUGUUUGGAGAGUAUGAGAAUAACUUCAGUGGCGAAGGAAGCGGAGAAUUGGAAGGAAGUGGGCAGAGUGAAGGCAGUGGACUCAUUGAAGGCAGUGGAUUCUAA